Messenger RNA from Episyrphus balteatus (marmalade hoverfly), 3905 nucleotides. It is a transcript of the gene Pi3K92E, whose product is annotated as phosphatidylinositol 4,5-bisphosphate 3-kinase catalytic subunit beta isoform. The record is from RefSeq and is a predicted model, not a curated record. The transcript has 11 exons. Gene Ontology annotation, molecular function: 1-phosphatidylinositol-4-phosphate 3-kinase activity; 1-phosphatidylinositol-3-kinase activity. The coding region runs from base 495 to 3743 and encodes 1082 amino acids. Lineage: Eukaryota; Metazoa; Arthropoda; Insecta; Diptera; Syrphidae. Gene Ontology annotation, biological process: phosphatidylinositol 3-kinase/protein kinase B signal transduction; phosphatidylinositol-3-phosphate biosynthetic process; phosphatidylinositol-mediated signaling. Gene Ontology annotation, cellular component: cytoplasm; phosphatidylinositol 3-kinase complex; plasma membrane.
AUACAGAGUAGAAAAGAAAAAGAAAAGAAAAAAAAAAACUUGUACCGAAAAUUAUGGUGGAGAUGGUCAGAAACAAAACAGAAAGUUUAUUAUUUUUGUGAAAAUUAAAAUUAUCAAUUUUACAAAAUACAAAAAAUAAAAUAUUCUAUUUAAACACUCAAUUCCAAGAAAAAUAAAGUAAAAUAUAAAAAAACAGUAUGUUCAAUCGACACACAACCCAAAUGACUCAUGCUGGACUAACUACAUUUCAAUUCACCUAAGAAGGAAGAAAAUAAGAAUAGUUUUUUUUUCUUAUAGAGCACUAAAUAAAAAAAAAUAAAACAAAAAAUAAAGAAAGUGAAAAAGUUCUUCUCGUAAAACACACAAAAAAUACGCUAUCUUUGUAAAAUCUCGUAGCACACAACCGUGCUCUAUUGUCCCCAAAAAUCUCAUCAACAACACCUCUCCUCCAUCAUCAUCCUAUUGCUUCAAUAGACUUCAACUUGCUCACUACAAUGGCGCCUUCACCGAGUCCAAAUUUUUCCAUGGAUUGUUGGCUAAACGAUCCACCCGAUAUGGUCCAUGUGACGUGCCUCCUUCCGAAUGGAAUUCUUAUGAUUCAGGAAGUUUGUGCGACAGCAACAAUCCGGGAAAUAAAAAUGGAGCUCCUGGCCGGUGCAAAAGCAUAUCCACUCUAUGAAAUGCUCAAGGAACACUCGAUGUAUGCUCUGCGAGGCAUAACCAAAUUCAAUACUUUGGAAAUCUGCAAAGACUCAAGUCGAUUGUGUGAUUUACAACCAUCUCUUUGUCUCUUAGAACUCGCUGAAUCAACAGAGUACUCCAGCGACCAAGAGCUCUGUAAUUUAAUAAGUUAUAUGAUUGGCAAGUCUGUGGAUGACUUUCGAGCCAUGAAGAGUCCUGAAGUUAGUGACUUUCGAUACAAAAUGUCUUUGUUAAGUGAAGAAAUUGAAAACGAAAGAGCCACAGUGUCUUGGAGUGAGAAAUUAUUAUACGAGCAUCCAUUAAGACUGGCGAGGACACCUCGAAUGCCAACGAUUAAGGGGCGUUUGCGUAGUGAUAGCUUUGUGGUGUCGGUAAAAUUGGAAAAUGAUGAAAGUAUAUUUAGUUUGCGGGCGAAUGAUACUGAUACACCAACAAAGCUUAUUGAAAUGGCAUUGGCAAAGAUGUCUAGAUCGAUGGUUAAAUUGAAUGGUCAAUCGACUUCUUCGUAUAUUCUGAGAGUUGGCGGGAGAGAUGAAUAUUUGUUUGGAGAAUUUCCUUUGAUUCAGUUUAUCUACAUUCAGGAAAGCCUAUCACGUGAUGGUGUUCCAUUAAUAGUUCUCAAACCCAUACACACUUUACCAACAUAUAUUAAUCAUAAGCAACUCAGCAUAGAAUAUAAACCAAAAACCACGGAGAACCUCAACUAUAAAACGAGCACAAUAAGAAAACGUCAAAAGUUUGCUUCAUCUUGGGACAUACAAGAGCCAUUUCGUUUAGAAUUGCACGGCAUCGACAACGUUAACUGUGAUUUAAAUCCAACACCAGAAAUUGGAGUACAUUUAGGUCUAUUUCAUGGUGAAAGAAGACUUUGUGCAUUGCAAAAAUCUACAGAGCUUCCCGUAGAUAACGAUGGUAAAAUUGUGUUCAACGAAGCAAUAGCAUUUGAUAUCUUCCUGCAAAAUGUGCCUCGAAGUGCUCGACUAUGCAUUUCUAUAUACGCAAAGACUGUUAAGUUGAGUGGAUCUCGAUCGAAAAAAAUUAGCACUAGCAAAGAGAGUAAAGAUAGCAAAGAUAUCAAAGAUAGUAAAGAUAACAAAGAAAGUGCUAAAGAUAAUCGAGAGUAUCGGACGAGUCCGUUAGCUUGGGUAAAUACAACUCUGUUCGAUUAUAGGCAUCAGUUAAAAACUGGUCAACUAACUUUGCAUACAUGGACGAAUGCUGAUGAUAUACAAUCGGAUGAAAUAUUUCAUCCAUUGGGUACGGUUGAACCAAAUCCUAGGAAUGAAGACUGUGCUGUUGUAAAGUUAACAUUCCAUAAUUACAACUGUGAAAAUGGAAUUAUUUAUCCAGAGGAAGAAACAGUUCUAUUGCAUGCGGAAAAAUUAGCAGAGACGGAAAAUCUUAAUCGAUCUAAAUCACAAGAUAAGAAGAUAAUACAAAAGGUUCUAGCAAGUUAUUCUCGAAGUGACAAACUUGAUGAGAUGCACGAUCAAGACCGAAAUGAUAUUUGGUCAAAUAGAUUGGAUUGUCGCAACGAAUGCCCAGAAGAAUUGUCAAUACUACUGCACUGUGUAAAUUGGAACGAACGCAAUGAAGUAGCUGAAAUUUGGAGCCUUUUAAAAGACUGGCCUUGCGUUUCCGUUGAGCGAUCUUUAGAACUUCUAGACUACGCUUAUCCGGAUCCAGCAGUUCGAAACUUUUCAAUACGAUGUCUGCGGCAAUUAAAAGAUGAAGAAUUACUUCUUUACCUAUUGCAACUAGUUCAAGCAAUAAAACAUGAAGCGUAUUUAGACUCAGAUCUUGUAUGUUUUGUUUUGGAGAGAGCUUUACGAAAUCAACGUAUUGGACAUUAUUUCUUUUGGCAUUUACGCUCCGAAAUGCAAACACCUUCCAUGCAAGUUCGUUUUGGCCUCCUUCUUGAGGCAUACCUUAAAGGUUGUAAAUCACAUGUCCCACUUCUUCAUAAACAAGUUCAAUGCUUGGAAAAGCUAAAGCAGGGUUCUGAGUCAGCAAAGAAAGGGAGUAAAGAAAAAUCGAGGCAUUCAUUGCAAACCUUUCUAGCGAACGAUCGAAUCGGUGCAGUAUUUAAAGGAAUUCAAAGUCCGUUAAAUCCUAGUUUUCGGUGUAAAGGAGUAAAGCCGGAUAAAUGCAAGGUUAUGGAUUCAAAAAUGCGACCGUUGUGGGUCGUUUUCGAAAAUGCCGAUAUGCUCUGUGAUGAUAUCUAUAUUAUAUUCAAAAACGGCGAUGAUCUAAGACAAGAUAUGUUAACGCUUCAGAUGUUACGUGUCAUGGAUCAGCUGUGGAAGAACGAAGGACUCGACUUUCGAAUGAACAUCUACAAUUGUAUUAGUAUGGAACGUCGACUUGGUAUGAUCGAAGUUGUGCUAAAUGCUGAAACCAUUGCGAAUAUUCAAAAGGUCAAAGGCAUGUUCUCUGCAACGUCACCCUUUCAAAAAGGUUCUUUGUUUAGUUGGCUCAAAGAGCACAAUAACACGGAAGAAGAAAUGAAUAAAGCAGUUGAAGAAUUCACUCUUAGUUGUGCGGGAUAUUGUGUUGCUACAUAUGUAUUAGGUGUUGCCGAUCGUCAUUCUGAUAAUAUUAUGGUUAAGAAAAACGGACAGCUUUUCCAUAUCGACUUCGGUCAUAUACUUGGACAUUUUAAAGAGAAGUUUGGCGUGAGACGUGAACGAGUUCCUUUUGUCUUGACACAUGAUUUUGUAUAUGUUAUAAACAAAGGACGGACUGAUAGGGAAGCCGAAGAAUUUCGGUAUUUCCAAAAACUGUGUGAAGAUGCAUUUCUCAUUUUACGAGAGCACGGUUGUUUAAUCCUUUCAUUAUUUUCAAUGAUGAUAUCGACUGGUUUACCCGAAUUGUCUUCUGAAAAGGAUCUUAACUACCUUAAAGAAACUUUGGUUCUGGAACUGACUAAAGAAAACGCACGCGAACACUUUCGCUCAAAAUUUAGUGAAGCUUUGGCCAACUCGUGGAAGACUUCAUUGAACUGGGCAUCACACAAUUUCUCAAAGAAUAAUAAACAAUAAGUAUAGAAUAACAAGAUUAAUAGAGAACAGAAAUGGAUUGAUUUAAUAUUAACUACACAUUUUUCCAUUUGUAUUCUUCAUCUGCAUUGUUCGUAAGCUAAAAAAGCAAUAAUGAUUAAAAAAAAAAGAACUUAUGUAUUUAAAAAGUUCAUUUUCGUUAAA